Messenger RNA from Dovyalis caffra, 336 nucleotides. NCBI's taxonomy places the organism in Eukaryota, Viridiplantae, Streptophyta, Magnoliopsida, Malpighiales, Salicaceae. The record is from the annotation of a GenBank genome assembly.
AUGAAGCCAAACACGAAAUUCUUGACCCCCACCACGAAUCGUAUGGACUUCUUUACGUCAUCUCAUUUCUUUCCAGGACCAACGAGGAUUCCUCCUCUUGCUGAAGAGCAGAAGCUGGAAGAGUCCAAUACUUGUGGUUGUGGGCCAAAAUCACCCGAACAUGAGCCUGAGACGAGUCCUGUGUUCCAACAAUUCACCGCCUCUGUGGUUUUGGAUUGUACGGUUUCUUGGGCUACAGUUGCAAACAGAUACACCCCAUGUGGGUGGCAUGAAAUCACAGAAGAUUCUGCCGAUGAGGAAACGAAAGGAGAGGAUGUUCAACAGUUUCCAUCAUGA